Pterocles gutturalis (yellow-throated sandgrouse) is the source of this 495-nucleotide messenger RNA. RefSeq names its product C-type lectin domain family 12 member A-like. Gene Ontology annotation, biological process: cellular response to molecule of fungal origin. Gene Ontology annotation, molecular function: (1->3)-beta-D-glucan binding. The record is from RefSeq and is a predicted model, not a curated record. NCBI's taxonomy places the organism in Eukaryota, Metazoa, Chordata, Aves, Pterocliformes, Pteroclidae. The transcript has 5 exons. Bases 1 to 495 code for a protein of 164 amino acids.
AUGACUGAAGAAGUGAUGUAUGCAGACCUGAGGUUCAUGGCACCGGAAAAAUCCCAGGACCAGGACCUCCAGACUGCCAGACCAAAAGAUUCCCCUAGUCCAUCUUCCUUUUGGCGACUGGCUACAGUGGCAUUUGGGGUCUUCUGCCUAAGUUCAGUGGUAGCUGCAGGAGUCUUGGCUGCCAGGUUCAUCCUGGUCUGCCACCCUGGGCGUGAAAGGGAUGAAAACUUCACCCUGCAAAAGGCAAUUGUGGAAAGCCUCAGCCAGCAGCUGGAGCUCCUCCGGGCUCAGAAUUUGAACUUGACUGAGACUGUAAAGCAACUUGCCAACUCCAGAGGACGUGUAUGUAUUCCUUGUCCUGAUAACUGGCUACAGCAUGGGGAGAACUGCUACCGCUUUUCGAAGGAAUGGAAAACUUGGCAAGAAAGCAAGGCUCAGUGCUCUGCCCUAGAGUCCACACUUCUUAAGAUAGAGAGUAAGGAAGAGCUAGUCUGA